This is a messenger RNA of Danio rerio (zebrafish), 576 nucleotides long. The record is from RefSeq and is a predicted model, not a curated record. NCBI's taxonomy places the organism in Eukaryota, Metazoa, Chordata, Actinopteri, Cypriniformes, Danionidae.
ACACUGAUUGCGUAAUCGCCGGACAAGACGUCACGUAUCCCACAACCCUGUGCGUUUCUCUCAGAGAACAAAAAUGGCGGCGAGGGCACCAGUUGCUGCAUCCGGCAGGUUCGUGGAUGUCUUCAGGAAAUGGUACUACAAUGCGUGCGGGUUCAACAAACUGGGCCUGAUGCGGGACGACACCAUCGAUGAGGGCAGUGAUGUGAAAGAGGCUGUUCGUCGUCUUCCAGAGCCACUUUACAAUGAGAGGGUUUUCCGCCUCAAGAGAGCCAUGGAUCUUUCCAUGAAGCACCAGAUCCUUCCCAAAGACCAGUGGACGAAAUUUGAGCAGGAUGUGAAGUACCUGGAGCCGUACCUGCAGGAGGUGAUCCGUGAAAGGAAAGAGAAAGAGGAGUGGGAUAAGAAAUAGGAAGAGCGUGAUGACGAUGAUCAAGCUCUUCUUUGCUGCGAUGUCUGGAAAGCCAUUGCAGCGGUCUCUAAUCAAGGGAGAAAAGUUAUUGGGAAUAUUUAAUAGGCUCGUUCACUGCAGAAAUACAUUCUGAUGAUUAAAUUAAUAAAAUUAGUCAAUUAUCGUCA